This is a messenger RNA of Aspergillus niger, 2373 nucleotides long. RefSeq lists its product as uncharacterized. The transcript has a single exon. Bases 1 to 2373 code for a protein of 790 amino acids. The record is from RefSeq and is a predicted model, not a curated record. NCBI's taxonomy places the organism in Eukaryota, Fungi, Ascomycota, Eurotiomycetes, Eurotiales, Aspergillaceae. Gene Ontology annotation, biological process: carbohydrate metabolic process.
AUGGCUUCGACCGACUGGACUCGUGCAGCCCCCUGGAUCUGGCUGCCUAAAUAUCUCGAGGAAGAUAAUUGCCCUGGCCGAUACUUCCUCUUCAGAAAGGCCUUUCAAUGGCAUCACUCAGAUGACCUACCAAAUCUCUUUGUGCACGUCUCCGCCGACAGUCGCUAUCGCCUCUUCGUCAACGGUCACCGCGCGAGCUGGGGUCCCUGCAAGUCUUAUCCGGGAAAAUGGUACUACGAGACAGUGGACAUCCGUCCAUAUCUCCGCGACGGUGACAAUGUAAUCAGUGCUCGGGUCCUGCGAUAUUCCACACUCGUGCCGGGCUCAUCGUCUAUCGUGAGCAUGCCGCUGCCCGGGUUCAUGCUGUACUCCCCGCAUCCCGAGCUCGCCAUUUCCACUGAUUCCUCGUGGACGUGCAUCGAGCAGCGCUCCGUCAAGAUUAUCCCGCAGUCCGAGUGGAACUACCUCCUGGGACCGCCCUUCCUAUCCAACAAUGAACGCAUCGAGGAGGACCAAACCAUAACCGGCUGGCAAAUGCCUGGAUAUGAUGACGCGGCGUGGGACAAGGCCGUAUUCCAGUACAAUGCUGUGAAAAUGCUUCCUAUGGUGAGCCCGUGGAAGCUGUGUCCGCGUCCAAUACCAGAUUUACCCGAAGUUCCAGGGGAGUUCGACGGUGUGGUCAAAGCCACUGGUUCCGUCAGCGAGGACGAGUGGAAUGCACUGAUUCGGGAGGACCAGCACGUGGUGAUUCCAGCGGAUGCGCGGGUGACAGUGGACCUCAGCGUAGGCGCACUGAUGACGGCGUUUGUCAACUUCGCUUUCAGAGGAGGAGCAGGCACGAAAGUCAGCGUGUUGUACUCAGAAUGUUAUGAGAAGGAUCUGGGAGUGGAAACGGCGCCAUUCCCCAUGCCUAGAACCAAGGGCAAUCGCUCUGAUACGACUGGUCGCCUGUACGGGGUGAAAGAUUUCUAUAAUGUCACCUCCGGACAGGACACCCACUCGUUCGAGCCAUUCUGGUUCCGGUGUUUCCGCUACGUGCAACUCGAAAUAACCACCGCUUCCAAUCCAAUCACAUUGACGAGCAUAUCCCUGCGAGAGACAUCCUACCCACUAGAGAUUACCACCAAGGUGGACGCAGGUGCCGAGCUCAACAACAUUUGGGAGAUCAGUCUGCGAACACUCCAGAAUUGCCGCCACGAGACGUACGAAGAUUGCCCGUUCUACGAGCAGAAUCAAUUCGCAUCAGAUUCACGACUGCAGCUGCUUUUCAGCUACCAGUUAUCCCCUGAUGACCGUCUCGCCCGCAAGACUCUCGAGGAAUUCCACGCUAGCCGGACCCCAGACGGGCUCAUAGUGGCACAGUAUCCGGCGGGAUUCGCUUCUAAGCAGAUCCCGCAGUUCUCGCUAUUCUGGAUCCUGAUGGUACACGAUCACAUGAUGUACUUUGCGGAUCGAGCACUAGUGCGCAGAUACCUGAGCACAGUCGAUAGCAUCAUUCAGCAUUUCGAGGAUCGCCUCAACGAGAGUGGACUAGUGGGGCAAUUCGACCCGGAUACGUGGCCGUUCGUGGACUGGGUCCAGGAUUGGUUCGUUCCAGGCCAGAUCUUUAAGUCAUGUAUGCCUCCGGCGUAUCAUACUGCGGGCGCAGCCACCGUCAACAGUUUGAUGUAUGCGUAUGCCCUGCUGCAUGCGGCUGAGCUGUGUGAAUUUGUGGGGAGAAUGAGUACGGCGGAGGAGUACCGGGCGCGGGUGCGCAGUAUCCAGAAAGCCGUAAAGGAACUCUGCAAGUCUAACUCCCAGCUGUAUCUGGAUGGCCCCGGAGUGGAACAGUACAGCCAACACACACAAGUAUUCGCCAUCCUCAGCGAGACGGUAACAGGAGACGCGGCAAAGCAGCUCCUCAGACAGACCGUGACCGACUCUUCACUCGCGCAAUGCUCUUAUGCAAUGAAGUUUUACGUCUUCCGAGCAGCAGAAAAGGCGGGUAUAUACAGCGAGCUAUUUCCCAGCAUGCUGGAUCCAUGGCGGGCCAUGAUGGCCAAUAACCUGACAACAUGGGCAGAGGAUGAGGUGAACGCCCGCAGCGACUGCCAUGGGUGGAGCGCCAGUCCGGUGAACGAGAUCGUCACGCAGCUGUUCGGGGUGAAACCCGCCGAGCCAGGCUUUGGGCGGGUCCGCAUCGAGCCUCGGAGGGAAUUAGUGGCUCAGGCUGAGGGCUCGUUGUAUACCACUCGGGGGAAUAUCAAGGUGCAGUGGGGCCCGGGGAAGCCGCUAACUGUCGAGGCGACGAGUAAGGUUCUUGUGGAGAUUGUGGUUGAUGGUCAGGUGGUUAAGAAGGUGCUGGGUCCUGGGGAACCAGUAAUAAUUUCUUGA